AUGGAGGAUCCCGUUGCAGAAUCACAUGUCCAGAAGGGCAUCAUCCCCGACGCGAAGCCCGUUGAUGAGGCGCCGCGUAGGGCUGAUGGUGUUUCGCAGCUUUAUGAGGGAAAUGUCUUUGAAGCUACACCUGAAGAUCGUCGCCAGAUUGGUGUGGUCAGCGCGUCGUUUCUGAUUUUCAACCGUGUUAUUGGCACGGGUGUUUUUGCAACGCCGAGUACUAUCCUGGAGUUGUCGGGGAGUGUUGGGUUGUCGUUGAUUAUGUGGGUUGUUGGGACGUUGAUUGCCAUGGCUGGAACGGCGGUUUAUUUGGAGUGGGGGACUGCUAUUCCCAAGAACGGUGGUGAAAAGAAUUACCUCGAAUACGUCUUCAAGAAGCCCAAGUUCCUCGCUACCGCCAUGUACGCCGCCUACACCGUCUUGCUGGGCUGGGCUGCCAGCAACAGUGUCGUCUUUGGCGAAUACAUCCUCAACGCCGCCGAUGUCGAGGUUGGUCGCUGGAACCAGCGCGGUAUCGGUUUGGCCUGUCUCACCACUGCAUUCCUCGUCCAUUCGUUCGCGGUGAAAUGGGGUCUUCGACUGCAGAACCUGCUCGGUGUCGUUAAGCUGGUUAUCAUCCUAUUCGUCAUUGUCGCUGGUUGGGUGGCGCUGGCUGGACACAUGCAUAUCGAGGACCCGCCGCAUAACUUCCGGAAUGCGUUCGAGGGCACGACGAGUAGUGGAUAUGGUAUUGUGAUGGCGCUGUACAACGUUAUCUGGUCGUUUAUUGGGUAUUCGAACGCGAACUAUGCGUUGAGUGAAACCAAGAACCCGGUCCGGACGUUGAAGAUCGCAGCCCCGAUGGCUAUUGGAUCUGUCGGGAUCUUCUACAUGCUCUGCAACAUCGCGUAUUUCGCUGCCGUGCCCAAGGAGCAGUUCUUGUCGUCGGGGCAGACUGUCGCGGCAGCUUUCUUUGGAAAUAUGUUCGGUGCUCGCGCUGAGAAGGUCAUGUCUGUGUUCGUCGCACUGUCGGCGUUUGGCAAUGUGCUUUCAGUUAUUUUCUCUCAAGGUCGGAUUGUCCAAGAAUUGGGUCGUGAGGGCGUUCUGCCCUUUUCGAAGAUCUGGGCUAGCAACCGGCCUUUCAACUCGCCUGCUGCCGGUCUCUUCGAGCACUGGGUUGUGUCGCUUAUUAUCUUGUUGGCGCCUCCGCCAGGUGAUGCGUACAACUUCUUGGUCAACCUCAUCUCCUACCCCCUCUCCAUCGUCAACGUCUUCGUCUCCGCCGGCCUCAUCUGGAUCUACCUCACCCGCGAAACGCGCUUCCCCAACUGGAACCCCGGCAUCCGCGCCACUCUCCCCGUCACCAUCUUCUUCUUUCUCUCCCAAUGCUACCUCGUCGUCGCACCCUACGUGCCCCCCUCCGCCGGUCAGAGUGUCUACAACGAGCUCCCCUACUACCUGCACUGCGUGGUCGCGAUCGGUAUUUUUGCAUUCGGCGCGCUGUACUAUAUGGUGUGGGCGGUGCUGAUGCCCAAGUUCGGGAAGUACAUGUUGGUCAAGGAGACUGUGGUGGAUGCUGAUGGCUGGUCCAGAAGUGUUUUCACGCGGUUGCCGUUGGCGCAGGCGGGCUCUUCUGCUUCUUCAUGA
Messenger RNA from Aspergillus chevalieri, 1626 nucleotides. RefSeq names its product high affinity methionine permease. Gene Ontology annotation, biological process: amino acid transmembrane transport. The transcript is spliced from 5 exons. Lineage: Eukaryota; Fungi; Ascomycota; Eurotiomycetes; Eurotiales; Aspergillaceae. Bases 1 to 1626 code for a protein of 541 amino acids. Gene Ontology annotation, cellular component: membrane. Gene Ontology annotation, molecular function: L-amino acid transmembrane transporter activity. The record is from RefSeq and is a predicted model, not a curated record.